Microthlaspi erraticum is the source of this 894-nucleotide messenger RNA. The record is from the annotation of a GenBank genome assembly. Lineage: Eukaryota; Viridiplantae; Streptophyta; Magnoliopsida; Brassicales; Brassicaceae.
AUGGCAGAGGAAACACCAAGAUAUGCUGUAGUAACUGGAGCAAACAGAGGAAUUGGGUUAGAGAUCUGCAGACAAUUAGCGAGCAAAGGGAUUAAGGUUGUUUUGACUUCUAGAGAUGAGAAAAAGGGAAUCGAAGCCGCUGAGACACUGAAGAAAGAGACUGGAGUUUCUGAUCAAAGCCUUGUCUUUCAUCAGCUUGAUGUCUCUGAUCUUGCUAGUAUCACAUCUCUUGCUGAGUUUGUGAAAACCCAAUUCGGGAAACUCGAUAUCUUGGUGAAUAAUGCAGGUGUUAAUGGUAUAAUCGUCACUGACGUUGAUGCUCUAAAAGCUGGGGUAGGCAAAGAAGAUUUCAAGAUGGAUGAACUCAUGACGGAGACAUAUGAGUUAGCUGAAGAAUGCAUCAAUAUUAAUUACUAUGGAGUCAAGAGUAUGUGUGAAGCGUUUAUUCCCCUUUUGCAGCUAUCUGAUUCUCCAAGAAUCGUCAAUGUAUCGUCCUCCAUGGGUCAACUAGAGAAUUUACUAAACGAAUGGGCAAAAGGAAUCUUGAGCGACGCAGAGAAGCUCACGGAGGAAAGAAUCGACCAAGUGAUCAACCAACUUCUCAAUGAUUUCAAAGAGGGUACGGUUAAGACAAAGAAGUGGGCUAAAUUCAUGUCGGCGUACCAUGUCUCGAAGGCUGCGUUGAAUGGUUACACGAGGAUCAUAGCGAAGGAACAUCCAGGGUUUCUGGUAAACUCGGUUUGUCCUGGAUUUGUGAAGACGGAUGUCAAUUUCAAUACUGGAAGAUUGUCUGUAGAAGAAGGAGCAUCAAGUAUUGUGAGGUUGGCUUUGCUUCCACAUCACGAAAUCCCUUCUGGUUGUUUCUUUUUCCGCAAGCAACUCUCAGAGUUCUGA